GAGAUUCCAUGGCGUAGAGAAGGACGCAAAUCAGAAGUGCAUGUGGUUUUCGAGGAGAUAAAGUGAUUGUUUGUCGUGUGACUCAAUAGUGCGAUACUGAGGAGAGUACCACAUGUGCACAGGUAGCUCUGCAGUUGACACUACGCUGUCGCUAUUGUAGUAGGUGACGCCAGCUGUGGAUACUGUAGUAUCUGUCUGGGCACGUGGAAAACAGAACACACUAUUAUUUUUCUAGUUGCCAACUGGGGCAGCCAUAGUAUUCUGUUUCUGAAUGGCUGACGAGACCCCGCUGACGCUCAGGACUCCACCGAUGUCUGAUGAUGAUGAUGUUGAAACACCACUUCUCGACGGGAAGACUGGUGACGGAGAUGAGGAUGCUCCUAAGGAUAAGUACUUGCUCACGUUCUGGAUCAUGUUCUUGUUUGGCGUGGGCUCACUGCUGCCCUGGAACAUGUUCAUAACAGCGGAGCAGUACUUCAGAGCUGAGCUGUCGCACUACGACAACCUGAGCAAGAACUUUGAAAACUACCUCAUCAUUGCCGCUCAAGUGCCCAACGUCACGUUUCUUUUCAUCAACGCCUUCUACAAGGAAUGGCUGUCGGAGAAAAUGCGCAUAUUGAUAUCGCUGUUGACAAUGCUGGCCAUGAUGGUUCUAACAGCCGUGCUAGCAGCACUUGACUCUGAUGAAUGGCAAGUGGCCUUCUUUGGUGUGACCAUGGCAUCGGUGGUCGUGAUGAAUGUUGCUUCAGCCAUCUUCCAGGGCGGUGUGUUUGGUAUGGUGGGGAGGUUCCCACCACGCUAUCGUACAGCUGUUAUGAGUGGUCAGGGACUUGGAGGCACGUUUGCUGCCCUGGCCAACAUAUUCUCCUUGCUUGGUGCCGGCGGUGCACAGCAACUGACCAAGGCGCAGCUGGAGAGAAGUGCUAUCGGUUACUUCAUGUGCGCUGUGGUUGUGAUCAUCAUCUCCAUUGUCGGCUAUGUUGCUCUGUACAAGCUGCCAUUUGCAAAGUACUACUCUAAAUCGCAAACAUCAGGAGGCGCAGGGCAGAAGAAACCGAAUUUCAAACUCGUGCUGAAACAGAUGUGGCCCAUGGCACUUUCUGUAGCACUGGUGUUCUUCGUAACGCUGAGCAUCUUCCCGGCCAUAACGGCGUCAAUCAAGUCUGUACGUCAGACAGACUCUAUGUGUAAUGCCACAUCAUCUGCGGUGAAUGGAACCAAUGGAACCUCAUCGAACACAAGCACCCCUACUGAUGACCCCAUAAGUGAAGCAGCACAGGCAUGGAUUUGCACAUACUUUACACCGGUCACUUGCUUCCUGCUAUUCAAUGCCAUGGAUUUCAUUGGUCGCACUCUGCCCACGGUUGUGAAAAAGCCCGGUCCUCGCUAUAUUCUCGUCCCAGUAUGCGCCCGUCUCCUCUUCAUUCCGCUCUUCCUCUUCUGCAAGUUUGACACGGGGUAUAAGCCAUACUUCAACAGCGAUGCCGCACCAAUCGUGCUGAUGAUGUUCAUGGCUGUGUCCAACGGCUACCUCGGAACUCUGUCGUUUAUUUACGCCCCGAGCAAAGUAGCGCCGGAGGAUGGAGAGACCGCUGGAGCAUUGAUGGCCGCUUUCCUUGGCUCCGGUCUGCUCAGUGGGACUCUGUUCUCGUUCCUGUCAGCCGGCGUUCUAGUAGAUGCGGUUCAAAAGCACCUACCCGCUGCAUAGCCUCUAGUGGCCCGGAGUGGAAGGCAUUACAAUCUCAGGGUGUUGGCUGUUGGGGUAGGCCCUUUACCUUGCCCAUGCAGACCAUGAGAAUCCGCCAAGGUGUCACAUUGCCGUGCUUGUUUUGCGUGUUUUUAAUUUUUUUUAAGUGCAUGCCUACACUAGUUUUGUUGGAAUGCUUUGUCAGUUGCGUCCACUGCUGGUGCUGCUGCUGCUCCUGAGCCUACCCUCUCUCGGGACGCAGAGCAGUUUUAAAGAACCAUGUCAGCCCCUGUCACAUGCUGGUCGUGGACAGCAGGAGAGCUGCAAUGUAGGCUUGAGGCUGUCCGCUUGACUCUGCUCCGUCUUCGCUGUUUGGCUUUCGGAAAGGACAGUGCUCCACCACUAGUUUUACUAUUUCUCAUAGCUGUUGAGUAUUAACUGGGUUUUUGAUCAUUCCUUUUAGUGGGCUUAUUUAUACUGUACACCUUCGCAAUAUAUUUCACAGAAUCUCUCAGCAGGAAGUGUGGCAAGAGUUGCGAUUUGACUACGGAACUCCCAUUCGUCAAUCUGCGCAUUUCCUCUUCUGAAUAUCUCGCAUUCUUUUUUAGUGAUCAUUGCAACGUA
Messenger RNA from Sycon ciliatum, 2311 nucleotides. Its product is annotated as equilibrative nucleoside transporter 2-like. The coding region runs from base 272 to 1708 and encodes 478 amino acids. Gene Ontology annotation, biological process: nucleoside transmembrane transport. Gene Ontology annotation, cellular component: plasma membrane. The transcript has 13 exons. NCBI's taxonomy places the organism in Eukaryota, Metazoa, Porifera, Calcarea, Leucosolenida, Sycettidae. Gene Ontology annotation, molecular function: nucleoside transmembrane transporter activity. The record is from RefSeq and is a predicted model, not a curated record.